CAUGUUGAACAGCAAGUAGGCCUAUGGUAGGUGUCUAACAGGUUAUGCAAGAAGCAAGAAGGGAGGUAGUUGACGCCGCCCAUCAGGUGUGUUAGCAGGUUGACUCACAUUUCCACCACAUUUAGAUUUACACACACAAAAGGCGUUUUUUUUUUCCUCCGACAGUCUGCGACGAUAUUUCCUUUUGAGUCCAUCCAACAAGCGUAUGGCUACAUGAAGGGACUUUGACUUCAACCCGUCGGAAUUGAGGCAGUUUUAAUGUUUUAUCCUCCCAUGUCUCGGGUAUGGCUUCUGCUUCUCCUGGGAGGACUCGUGCUGCCAGGGGUGCGUCAUGUGAGUGGAAUAGAUAUUUACACGCCAAGUGAGGUGGAGGCGGUCAACGGGACAAAUGUGAAGCUGAAGUGCACCUUUACAACCAACCGUCCAGUGUCUCUUCAGUCCGUCACAGUGUCCUGGAACUUCAGAUCCUUGAAUUCAGGAUCAGAUGAGUCGGUGUUUUACUACCAGGAGAUUCCAUACCCUCCCCAGCAUGGGCGUUUUAAAGGCCAUGCAGUAUGGUCAGGAGAUAUUUUGAGACGCGAUGCCUCCAUCACCCUGCAUGAGGUGCCUCCGACCUUUAAUGGCACCUUCAUCUGCCAGGUGCGCAACCGUCCAGAUGUGCACGGCAGUAAUGGAGAGAUCGUCUUCAGAGUUGUCAACAAAGUUGCCCUCUCUGAGAUCGGCAUCCUGGCAGCAGCCGUUGGAGGUGCCUGUGGUGUUAUCCUCGUCCUUCUUGGUAUCUUUGUGGCAGUGAGGUUUUGCAGGAAAAAGCACAUGGAAAACGACAUUGAGAUGCACCCUGAGGAGUCGAAGAGGAAAGACCCGACUGUGUGUUUACCUGAAGAGGCAGUUCAUCUGACAGUAGUGACGAAGGAGAAAGAAGCGGAGAGUUCAGACGAUGAAGAGUCUGAACCCAGCAGUGGGGAUGAUGAGGAAGAGGACGGCCUUGAAGACGACGACGAUGAUGAUGAUGAUGAUGAUGACGAUGAUGACGAUGAUGAUGAUGAUGGUGGCGAUGAUGGAGGUGGUUUAUUUGACUAGAUUGAUUAAAUGUGUUCUUCCAUCUAUAGCAUCAGGGCUUAUAAAUCAACCUGUUAUGUAAGUUAUUGUACAUUAAAUGUAUCAUGGUCAUUGAAUAAUACAGUAAAUACAUUACAGUAACAUUGAUUUACAAUUUACUAUUGCACUCUUGUUAUUAACACUGUUAUUCUCCCGAUGGACAGUAAAAAACAAACAAAAAAAGGCAUCCAAAUCAAUGACACAGGACCAGUACUGCCAUUUUUAAUUAAUGCAUUGUUCCUUGUCAAAACUUAAAACCUACAUUAACCAUAACCCACCAGCAACCCGGCAGACAAAAGUUUGGUCAGGGUCACUGAUGUGUUACGCUAGUAGAAGCAGCCUUCAGCUGCUAGCCUGAAGUAGAAGAGAGGUGCAAGCCACUACAGGUGUCUGUCAUGUCUGCUAACUUCCUUCCUUUUCUCUUUUUAAUUUUAAAUCCCUUAUUUCCCAUAUUUCAUGAACCUGCAUCUCCAGCCUCAAGAGACUUUGUGCAAUGUAUUCCCCUUUCAUUUCUGUGUGUUUUUUGGAUAUGGAUUGAUGAAUGUGUGUCUGGGUGAUUGUACAUUACCACUGUAACUCUGCUUAUUUAUGCUAACUCACUGAAUAACAAUUCCGCUGUUGUUGGGAAUGUAUUGCCUUAGAACAAUGUUUGGAAAACUCCUUCAUUUUUCGUGCCGAAUAAAUGAACUAUAGAUUUCUUAGAGGGAAGCCAGUUUAACUUGGCUCAUUGUUCAAAACACCACAUAUCAGCAGACAAGUGUCUAACCAACUAUGUGAUUGUUAGAUUAAUGCAACAGCAACUGUUUGUUUAAACUGUAUAAUCUUUUAAUUUUUUACAUUUUUUAAAGAAAUAGCUUCUAACUGUGUCUUAGUGUUUAACUUAAUGAAAGUCCAACAUGAUAUUUUUGAGUGAUAAUCAAUGCUACGUGUUUACUACAAUGGCAACAUUGCACAAGUGAUUAUGUACAUAGUGUAAGAUAUGCAGAACUUUCCACUGUUUAACUCAAGUCUUAAAAUGUCUUGUGAACAAUUGUGGAAUAAAGAGUUGUUUUUGAAACAGUGGGUCAGCUCUUGAGGUGUUUGAGUAGGUGAGUGUGAAAUUCCAGUGAUCAGCCACUCCUUUACGUGUCUUACACAACAAUGUGGUACACACUCCCUGGACUCAGAACAGGAAAGUAAAACUCUCAGUUUAUUAAUUUCAGUUUUCAGUUUGUCUGACUGUGGAUCCACCUCUGUCUAAAAUGAGUGGAUUUGAAAUCAUCUCACUGGGACUUUUUUUUUUUUUGUAAUAGUUUGAAAUGUUUUAAGCAUUAUUAACACCUACUGAACAAUGAAAAUGCAGCUUGCAAUACUUUGGAAUUGCUCAAAUAAAAGUUGAAAAUCUGAA
Labrus mixtus (cuckoo wrasse) is the source of this 2485-nucleotide messenger RNA. It is a transcript of the gene mpzl2b, whose product is annotated as myelin protein zero-like 2b. Bases 259 to 1080 code for a protein of 273 amino acids. Gene Ontology annotation, cellular component: membrane. Gene Ontology annotation, biological process: cell-cell adhesion. The record is from RefSeq and is a predicted model, not a curated record. Lineage: Eukaryota; Metazoa; Chordata; Actinopteri; Labriformes; Labridae. The transcript is spliced from 5 exons.